GCGCGGCCGGGGGGCUGCUGGGGGUGUGCGCCCCCAGCCGGCUGCCCUCGUGGAUGCCUCCCGGCGGCGGCGGGCCCAUGAAAGACUGCGAGUACAGUCAGAUCAGCACCCACAGCUCCUCCCCCAUGGAGUCGCCCCACAAGAAGAAGAAAAUCGCGGCCCGGAGGAAAUGGGAGGUUUUCCCGGGAAGAAACAAGUUCUUCUGCAACGGGAGGAUCAUGAUGGCCCGGCAGACGGGCGUCUUCUAUCUGACUCUCAUCCUCAUCCUGGUCACUAGCGGACUCUUCUUCGCCUUCGACUGUCCGUAUCUAGCAGUGAAAAUCACCCCUGCCAUCCCCGUGGUCGGUGGCAUUCUGUUCUUCUUUGUGAUGGGGACCCUGCUGCGCACCAGCUUCAGCGACCCUGGCGUCCUUCCGCGAGCCACACCUGAUGAAGCCGCCGACCUGGAAAGGCAAAUAGAUAUCGCAAACGGCACCAGUUCAGGGGGGUACCGCCCACCUCCCAGAACCAAGGAAGUCAUCAUCAAUGGCCAGACUGUGAAACUUAAAUAUUGUUUCACCUGCAAGAUUUUCCGGCCCCCUCGUGCCUCUCACUGUAGCCUUUGCGAUAACUGCGUAGAACGAUUUGAUCACCACUGUCCCUGGGUAGGCAACUGUGUGGGGAAAAGAAACUACAGAUUUUUUUAUAUGUUUAUUUUAUCUCUGUCUUUUCUGACAGUCUUUAUAUUUGCAUUCGUUAUCACCCACGUCAUUCUUCGUUCACAGCAAGCAGGAUUCCUAAAUGCUCUUAAGGACAGUCCUGCAAGCGUGCUGGAGGCCGUGGUCUGCUUCUUCUCCGUCUGGUCCAUCGUGGGGCUCUCGGGUUUCCACACGUACCUGAUCAGCUCCAACCAGACCACAAAUGAAGACAUUAAAGGAUCUUGGUCAAAUAAAAGAGGUAAAGAAAAUUACAACCCCUACAGCUACGGAAAUAUCUUUACAAAUUGCUGUGUUGCUCUGUGUGGACCCAUUUCUCCAAGCCUAAUUGACAGAAGAGGGUACAUCCAGCCUGACACCCCACGGCCAGCUGCGCCCUCCAACGGGAUGGCCGCGUACGGGGCCACACAGUCACAGAGCGAUACGUGCGACCAAGACCAGUGCAUUCAGAGCACCAAAUUCGUUUUGCAGGCCGCGGCCACGCCCCUGCUGCAGAGCGAGCCCAGCCUCGCCAGCGAUGAGCUGCACCUGCCCGGGAAGCCGGGCCUGGGCACGCCCUGCGCCAGCCUGACGCUGGGGCAGCCCACGCCGCCCUCCUCCAUGCCCAACCUCGCCGCCGAGGCCGCGCUCACAGACAUACUGCCCCUGAAAGAGGAGCACGUGGGCCACCAGUUCCUGACCCCGGAGGAAGCGCCCUCGCCGCCCGGGAUCCUGGCGGGCAGCCCGCUGGCGCACAGCCGCACCAUGCACGUCCUGGGCCUCGCCAGCCAGGACUCCCUGCACGAGGAUUCGGUGCGCGGCCUGGUGAAGCUCAGCUCCGUGUGACCGCGGGGCCCCGGCCCGGGGGCUGCACACAGCAGGAGCGACGGACGGGCGGCCCCACCGCGACUUCCCGCGACCCAGUGCCGGGGUGGCCACGACGACUCCAGGUCCUGAGGCAGGAAGAGCCCUGGGAGAGAAAUCGCAUCCCCCUCUGAUGGCAGAGGCGGGCAGGACCCAAAGGCUGGCAACUUGGUUCCAUUUGAAUUUUCUGCCCCCCCCCCCCGACCAUUUUGAUAACGGUGAAAACAGAGACGUAGCUGUUUUCAGGUGUUUGGAAUAUGGAGGGUGGGCGUGGGGAGGGAGGAGCCUCCGGCGGCCCCCAGUCGGAGUUUGGGCGGAGAGGAGGCUACCUGGGGGUGCCUCUUGCUGUUCUGGAACAGAUGCACGGAAGGUUUAUGACACUUGUGGCCGGACUGAAAUUGCACUUAAGUGUUAUACUACUAAUAUUUGAAACAGACAUGCCAUUCCAUUUGUUAAUUUAGAAAAAACCUAAAGGGAAACAAUGACCAGAUGUGGACUUGCAUGGCACGCUGCAGUCUGUUCACGGUGGUGAUGGUAUUGAAAGGGAACUGCUGCUUUCUUCUUCUUUUUUUUUUUUUUUUAAUUUUGUGAAUUCUCAAGUGCUGUUUUAUGGGAAGACAGUGCAACAAACCAAGACUAACGGACCAUGCCAUCCCUCGCCAGCUUCUUCAGCUUAAUUCUACAUGGGUAGGUGGCGCCUGGGCUGCGGAGGGCUGCCGGGGUUUUAUCCCAUCAAGCAUCAGUUAACCUUCUGUUUAGUAGUUAGCCGAGGUGUUGUGUUGUACCACACCUGCCACAGUCUUCACCUCCUUGUGUGACCAAACUCCUGUGGACAGCCAAUAAAAG
Molecule: messenger RNA, 2384 nt
Organism: Eubalaena glacialis (North Atlantic right whale)
Lineage: Eukaryota; Metazoa; Chordata; Mammalia; Artiodactyla; Balaenidae
Gene: ZDHHC14
Product: zinc finger DHHC-type palmitoyltransferase 14
Exons: 9
Coding region: 54-1520 (488 amino acids)
Biological process (GO): peptidyl-L-cysteine S-palmitoylation; protein targeting to membrane
Cellular component (GO): endoplasmic reticulum; Golgi apparatus
Molecular function (GO): protein-cysteine S-palmitoyltransferase activity
Source: RefSeq, a predicted model, not a curated record